Messenger RNA from Coregonus clupeaformis (lake whitefish), 5190 nucleotides. RefSeq names its product KIAA1549-like a. The transcript has 23 exons. Lineage: Eukaryota; Metazoa; Chordata; Actinopteri; Salmoniformes; Salmonidae. The record is from RefSeq and is a predicted model, not a curated record. Bases 352 to 4410 code for a protein of 1352 amino acids.
CGUGAUAUUUUUUCCUAAUGAAAUGACGGGUUCGACUUGUAAAUAUUCCGACGCGGUAGCAUUAUUUAUCACUUUUGCGUUUUGAACGGGAGCCGUUUCCGUCCGAAUGAUUAAAUGUACUCCUAUGGUUAUGAGUGCAUUUUAGAUUUUUCGUAAAUAAUCGCUUAUUACGCGUUAGCAGGUCUACGUGGCGCAUGGACAGUUGGCUACAGACGCAUUACACACAAGUUUCAAUGCUGCCGCUUUCUGUCAACCUCGGGGAGAGGCUUACGGAGAACAUCUUCCGCAGUGAAAGAUUAAUCAAAUGUAUCUGUCAAUAUUGAGACUGUUAGAUGUAUCAAGGAUAAACAAAUGGCUUCAAAACAUGUGCGUAACAGCCUCGAGGAUUUAAUUGUCAGCGGAAUAAACAAUGCACGCGCGAUUGGCUCGAUUGAAUGGAUAGGUGUAGGAAUGGGAUCCACCUUAUGUUUCCAGAAAAACGGAAAGACAUUGGGACUGGAUCGAAUGUGGACUAAAUGUAUUUUAUCAGUUGGAAUGGUUUUGCUUUUAAUGCAGUCUGUCCUAGCUGCUGAUGAUGAAGGGCGCUACAACGGGUCAUCAGGACAUGCAUCUCUGCCUCAGGACCCAGCUGUGACCUCUAACCUCUCUGCCAGGGCAACGCCAGUGGAGGACGGGCCCCUGGCACCUCCAGUCGAGCCCACAGACCCAUCAGACCCAUCAGGGGCGACAGCAGAGAGCACCAGAGAGAAGCCAGGGUUCUCCUCUGUACUGACCCUGCUGGCUAGCUCAGACCAAGAGCCACAGGCCCCAGUGCAACCAUCAGUACUAGCUAAUGCCUCCUCAGCCUCCUCCUCAGUCUCCUCCUCAGCCAUCAACAAUGACAAUCAAACAGCUGGAACAACAGCCCCUGUAGCCAACAGCACCUCAAACACCAGCUCAGAGGAGGCGGUCAGCAGUUUGCCUGCGAACCCAGAUUUGCCUACAGUCCCAGCAGUUUCCUCUCUGGCCACACUGGGGGAGAGCGACUCCACCCUCCCAGACAAUGUGACUAGUCCUUUCUCCACUCACACAUGGAACACCACCACACCUGCAAGGGCUGACACCAACACCACUACACCAUCCACCACAGCAGCACACACCAACCCAACACCAGACACUGUGACCAAUGAAAGUCUACAGCUCACGACUGUGACCACAACGACCGUAACGCCCCUGACCGUGACCACCACAACUUUGACACCCCAGACCACUACCGCUUCGACCACAGAGGCGGUUACGACCAUACCCAGGACCACUACAACCACACAGGAAGUGACCAACAUCCAAGAGACUACAUUGAUGACAACCACAACUGACCCACCCACCACGACGAACACAACCACAAGUGCUCCCGCUACCACAACCGCUCCCACUACAAUUACAACUACCACUGCACCGACCACCACUUUGACUGUCCCCACCACCACCACAGAAACCACCCCUGGACUGACCACAACUGAACCUCCUCCCACCAGUGCUGAAGAGGAAAUUCAACCAUGUAACAUCACUGAGAAGACCUGGGUCAAAACAGUGUUGUCCAUGCAGUUGAGGAGGAACAGGCUUGAUAUCAUCGUGAGGCAGAAUCUGUCUAAAGGACUCACCCAUGCUCUACAGAGGGCCUUCAAUGACACCAGUGUUUAUGUCCAGAUUGAACGGGAUCUCUGCAGCCCUCAUAAUGUCACCCUUGGGUACUAUGUAGCCAGUGGGAAAACGGUCUACAUAGCAUCUGUGGUGGUGGAGACGGUGAAGGCCUAUGGUUUUGACAAAGUCCUAGCAGACAUCCGGAAGCACAGUCCUCUGGUGAUGGCUGUUCUGGUCCCUGUGGCCCCCUGGGCCCCUAGCCUCAGUGUCCAUCUGCAGCUUAAAACAGUUCUCAGGUUUGUAGGCCCAGCGGACAACAUCAAGUCCUGCAGUUUUGUUCAAGUGAUGGAACAACGGCUGGAGAAUGCGUUUGAGGAAGCUCAGGACAAAGUGCUGGAAUCUUACAGCGGGCUUUCUGUUGAGAUCCAGAGCACCGCCCAGGCGAUUGGUUCUUCUGCCGUAUCUCUGGUCUAUGUGGUCAAGAACCAGGACGCGGUCCUGAACGGAACCGUCUCCAGUGGUCUCCUGAAUCAGCUGACCGCAGAGCUGGUGGGCUACUUCCUCUUCUUCCCCCCGCUCGUCAUCGCUGAGCCACUAGAGUACUACAACCUCAACACAUCCACUGCCACCAAGCACUACUGGGUGAUCACAGUAAUUCAGGAUGUUGACAGCUCAUCUCUGGAGAGGAAUUAUCAGAGCUUUGCUAGUUUAAUGGAGCAGCGGCUGGCUGAGCUGUUUUUGGUGGCUGGGCGUCAGGGGAGCCAGGGGAGCCGUUUUAGAAGGGCCACUACUGUCGGAGACUACACUGUCCAGAUGGUUGGUAUUCGUCGACUCCCUGGGCCAAAGAGCCCGGCCGAAAUGACUUACUAUGCCCAAAUGAACGGUGCCCCCAUAACUGGCACCACUGCAGCCAAGACCCUUAGUACCUUGGAUUCCCAAACCAUGGCUCUAACCCUGGGCUACUUUAUCCAGCUUCAAGCCGAUCCUGUGGUAAAGGUCCCACCUGCCAAUCUGUGGGUCAUGGCCGUGCUGACGCCUGUUGCCCUGGUGAUGGUUGUUGUUGUCAUGGUCACCGCCAUCCUGUGCAAGAGGAACAGGGUCAUCUUCAAGACAGGUGCUUUCAGGAGCUUCAAAACACGCUCUAAGACGUCCUAUCGGAGGGAGGGCAGUUAUCACCGCCAGCCUGUGCAGGGAUUUGACUAUGCCAAGAAGCAUAUGGGCCAUCAGCAAGGUGAGGAGACCAUCUCUGUUACCAAGGAGACGCUGGUCCUGGGCCUCCCGGUGAGAGAUGCCCCGUUGUCAUUGGACAGGAAGGUGCACCAGGAUGGGACCGCCUCUAAAAGACCACCUUCUGCUGACAUCAUCCACAAAGGGUUGCCAAGUGAGGACGGCUCGGUUACGAGCAACGAAUCCGGGAAACUCAACACGGGCAAGAGCUCGAUGGUACGGAGGGCUGCGGCACAGAACAGCGCCAAGGAGGAUCUGUUACACAAGAGGAACGCAGAUCCCUAUGAGGACCACACUGGCUCACUGCGACUCAUCACCAUCAAGCCAAUGGCGGCCCAGCCCACAUACUCCUACCCAUCCUCCUCCAAUCACAGCCAGGACUCAGUCGUCCUCAAUGGGGAGGCAAACGUGGGGCUCAAGCAGAAGUCCGACAUCGAACACUACAGGAACAAACAACGCCAGAAAGCCAAUAGAAAAGCCUACUGUGAUUUCCCCGUCACAGACAAUGGCAUCCACCCAUUCAACCCCAGAGAGAGGCACAGCAGGCAUGAGAAUGCCAAGGAGCCAAUGACUGCUGAGGAGAAGAGGGCCUCCUAUGCAGGAUGCCACAUCAGGAGGCACCCCCCAUCCAGAGAGCCAGCCUACUGGAGCCGUCAGUCUCUGGCCACCAGCAGCCCUAGCCCCCUGGAGACAGAGAUGGACCUGCUGGUUCUGAGGGAGAGGUCCAGAAGAGGCAUCCGCAACAGCGGCUAUGACGUGGAGCCGUUUGAGGAGACCAACGUGGACCGACUGAUGAGCUCCUUGGGUUAUGGUGGAAGCCAUCAGGUCAAGGGUCUCUCAGACUCGUCCACUCUGAGCUCUCAGCCUUCCAUCGGCGAGGUCCGUCAGCAGAUGCAGCUCCUGCUGGGUAAUGCCUUUGGGCUGGCCCCAGACGAGGCCCCGCCCGCCAACCACCACCACCACCCCCACCUUCACCCCCACCUCCACAGUUCCUACAACCCCAGCCACACCAGCCCUUACUCCGAGGGGGUGACCAGUGCCCCUGGCACCAUGAACCACCCAUGUGGAGGAGGCCGUCAGCGUGGUUCUCCCUACGGGCCGGAAAUGCACCAGUGUAGCUUACCCAAGCCUGGCUUCAGGUUCACUCAGCUUCCAGACAUGGGCGUUGGACCUCCACCCACUCUGAUCCCCUCCAGACCCGGACCCCCUUCCGGGACCUCAAUGAGGCGUUCUACACCGGACAUCAGCCUGAAACCUCGUGUUUCUGAGGCCUCUGAGAUGCAGAAUCAGCACAAUGGCGCCACCUACCUGCCUAUCAACAGAGCGCCCUUCCCUGCUGUUACUGUUGACCAGUCCAUGACCAGCUACUCAGGAAACCCAAUGACAGCAGUCUACGCCAUAUCAGCCAACCACCCUGGUUACUCUGACUACUUUGUCAUGUCUCCACCAUCGUCGUACGGAAGCCCAUCCUGGAUGUCCUACCCACCAGAACCUGAGGACAUCCCACACCAGUGGAAUGAUACUGUAAAUACUAACCCGUGUCAUUUAGAAACCAUUUGUUGAGAUUUCCUGACCUCUGGCACUGAGUGGAAACAGCAUUUAUCUUGGUGUCCUAUCGGUUGGGCAGUAGGGCCUCCCUCCCUCAAACUGAGUACCCCUGGACUAGAGCACCCCGCCCUCGCUGUCACCCCUGGCCCUUGCCCCUGCUGGCCUCUGGCCUGCCUCCUCAGCCCAACCAGGCCCUCUCUGGUCUCUGAGCCCCAGGUCACCCAGGCCUCACAGCCUCCAUGUCAACUGCCACCAGUCAGCAGAGGAUUGCCUAGACUAGAGUACAGCAGCAGCAUCCCCCAUGGUAAUACCACAUAUAGCCUCUGCCCUGGUCCACACCAUCCAACGACAGAGCUGGAAAAGCUGGACUAACUGUGCUUUUUGAUGAUCCAAAUUCUUUAUUGGAAAGAAGAGUUUUACCUACUACUGAUGGUUUAUGUGUAUUUUUUAAAAUUACAACAACAAAAAAAAUUCUAACUCUUGUCUUGAGCUGUUUGUUUUUGGAUAUUUGUGUGCUUUGUCAUUUACUUUCGUGCUUUACUUCUUAUUUUUAAUGAGUAAAACAUCUAGUGAGUGUAUCUUGUGCGCUCACCUUAAUUUAAGGCAAAAAAGUUGUGCAAGAAAAGCUUUGGUGUGAGUGGCAUUGUCAUUCUGUAUUUUUUAAAUGUACCCAUGACCUUUAACCCAUCAGAUUACAGUAAAAAACAACGGUCACCUGUUCUGUCAUUUAUACAGUUGAAGUUGGAAGUUUACAUACACUUAGGUUGGAGUCAUUAAAACUAGUUUUUCAACCAC